Messenger RNA from Drosophila erecta, 491 nucleotides. Its product is annotated as muscle LIM protein 1. NCBI's taxonomy places the organism in Eukaryota, Metazoa, Arthropoda, Insecta, Diptera, Drosophilidae. Gene Ontology annotation, biological process: muscle tissue development; sarcomere organization. Gene Ontology annotation, molecular function: actinin binding; structural constituent of muscle. Bases 132 to 410 code for a protein of 92 amino acids. The record is from RefSeq and is a predicted model, not a curated record. The transcript has 3 exons. Gene Ontology annotation, cellular component: cytoplasm; nucleus; Z disc.
AGUUGUGCCGUGUGCAUCCACAAAUAUAGACUACCUGUGUACAGAAUCUUUCCAGUCUAGUCCGCGGCAUUUCCGACGAAUAGGAACUACUUCACAGAGUACCUCCGAGACACACACGCACUCAGAUCAAAAUGCCUUUCGUUCCCGUGGAAACACCCAAGUGCCCCGCGUGCGGCAAGUCGGUCUACGCUGCCGAGGAGCGCGUUGCCGGAGGCUACAAAUUCCACAAGACCUGCUUCAAGUGCAGCAUGUGCAACAAGGCCCUCGACUCGACCAACUGCACGGAGCACGAGAAGGAGCUUUUCUGCAAAAACUGCCAUGGUCGCAAAUACGGUCCUAAGGGAUACGGUUUCGGUGGUGGUGCCGGCUGCCUGUCCAUGGACUCUGGCGCCCACUUAAACAGAGAGUAAGGACUAAAUAAGAAAUAUGUUUUGUAUGAAAAUUGUGUAAAAUUCCUUGAAUUAAAUGUGUAGUUUUGCUUUCUAUUAGAA